AUGAAUUUUAAACGUUACACCUGCUUUCUUGCGUUCUUUGCCACUUUCCUCUUGACAAUCAAUGGUCUCCCAGUUCCCGAUGUUGGUCUAUCCACAGGUGGUUUACCAACGAAUGGCGCAACGAAUACGGGUGGCGUAACGGAUGCUCUGAAACCCGUAACGGGUACUUUGGGUACCGUACCGGGUACUUUGGGUGGCGCAACGGGUGGUUCAACGGGUGGUGCAACGGCUCCCUUAACGAAUGCUGUGAGUGGCUCAACGGGUGGUCUAACGAAUGCUCUGAAUACUGUUCACAAUAAAAAAUGGUAA
Ambispora leptoticha is the source of this 309-nucleotide messenger RNA. The record is from the annotation of a GenBank genome assembly. Lineage: Eukaryota; Fungi; Glomeromycota; Glomeromycetes; Archaeosporales; Ambisporaceae.